Molecule: messenger RNA, 549 nt
Organism: Emiliania huxleyi CCMP1516
Lineage: Eukaryota; Haptophyta; Isochrysidales; Noelaerhabdaceae
Exons: 5
Coding region: 1-549 (182 amino acids)
Source: RefSeq, a predicted model, not a curated record
AUGUCCCUGCACUCCAUCGACCCGAGCAACCUCGACUGGACGACGCUGCUCGUCACUCUGGGCGCGGGGCUGGCCGCUGCCACGUACUUCCAUCGCUGCGUCUAUCGUGGCGUGCCGCCGGCACUUCCGCCGCCAGGCGGACUGCAAACCAAGGGGACGGUGCAGCUCGAGAGAGGGGACGUCGGAGGGGAGGAGGAGGUCAAGCGCGACUAUGGCCGGGCGCUCGCUGCGGGCGGGAUCCACUUGCUGGUGCCUCCUGCACCGCCGGCAGCGCUGCCACCGCCCGCCGACGGCGGCGACCGGGAGGCGGCCUUCGAGGCGGCUCUGGCAAAGGCGUGCGGCGGCGAGGCGCUAAGCGAGGCCACGAUGGUGCGGCUGCGUGCGAUGCUCUCUGUCUCUCCCGCGGUGUCUCUGCUCCUCAAGCUCCAGUGCGCGCCCGCGCUCCAGUCCCACCGCUUCAUCGUCGUCCUGCCGCGUCGGUACGAGGUUCGUGCCGUCGGUCCGGGGGCGGACGUGGAGAAGGAGAUUGCUCUCGAGGCCGCGGCGUGA